Molecule: messenger RNA, 237 nt
Organism: Akanthomyces muscarius
Lineage: Eukaryota; Fungi; Ascomycota; Sordariomycetes; Hypocreales; Cordycipitaceae
Exons: 4
Coding region: 1-237 (78 amino acids)
Source: RefSeq, a predicted model, not a curated record
AUGUUGAAAAAUAUACGUGUCUACGUAAGGGAGCGCACCAGAUCUGAUCUACCCCCACAGUGCAUAUGGGUUCUGUUCAUACAAGUCAAAGUCCCCAAGAGCAGUUUUCCAGCCAUUGGCAAGCGAGCACGGCUGACAGCAACCUCACACUACAGGGCUUUCGUCGCUUCAAGACUACGCAUUUGCUCAACUUACGCUGCUUGGAGGAACCAUCCGCAGACGACAGGCUGGGUUUGA